This is a messenger RNA of Phaethon lepturus (White-tailed tropicbird), 1922 nucleotides long. RefSeq names its product platelet-activating factor acetylhydrolase 1b, regulatory subunit 1 (45kDa) (gene PAFAH1B1). The coding region runs from base 230 to 1462 and encodes 410 amino acids. The record is from RefSeq and is a predicted model, not a curated record. Gene Ontology annotation, molecular function: protein binding. NCBI's taxonomy places the organism in Eukaryota, Metazoa, Chordata, Aves, Phaethontiformes, Phaethontidae. Gene Ontology annotation, biological process: intra-Golgi vesicle-mediated transport; endoplasmic reticulum to Golgi vesicle-mediated transport; retrograde vesicle-mediated transport, Golgi to endoplasmic reticulum. Gene Ontology annotation, cellular component: COPI vesicle coat. The transcript is spliced from 11 exons.
GAACAAGAUACAUCUGUUGAAAACCAGUUGCCUCUUUACCUGUCAGGAAAUGGAUUGAAUCUUCUGUGUUGAAUGCCUCUGGAUUUCAUACUGGAUUUCACAUCUGGAAAAAUACUUCUGAUUUAAGCCACUCUGUGGCAGACUGAAUUGUAGAUCCAGGGUUCCUAAGACUUCAGAUCUUGAGGAGGCAACCACUGCUGAAUCACGUUAAUCUGACAUCGUAGCCACAAUGGUGCUGUCACAAAGGCAACGAGAUGAACUAAAUCGAGCAAUAGCAGAUUACCUUCGAUCUAAUGGCUAUGAAGAGGCAUAUUCGGUUUUUAAAAAGGAAGCUGAGUUAGAUGUGAAUGAAGAGUUAGAUAAGAAGUAUGCUGGACUUCUGGAAAAAAAAUGGACAUCUGUUAUAAGAUUGCAAAAGAAGGUAAUGGAAUUAGAAUCGAAGCUGAAUGAAGCUAAGGAAGAAUUUACAUCAGGUGGACCUCUUGGUCAGAAGCGAGACCCUAAAGAGUGGAUUCCUCGUCCUCCAGAGAAGUAUGCGUUGAGUGGACAUAGGAGUCCUGUCACUCGAGUAAUUUUCCAUCCGGUUUUCAGUGUUAUGGUCUCUGCUUCAGAGGAUGCCACAAUAAAGGUGUGGGAUUAUGAGACAGGAGACUUUGAACGAACCCUUAAGGGGCAUACAGACUCUGUGCAAGAUAUUUCCUUUGACCACACUGGCAAACUAUUGGCCUCCUGUUCUGCUGAUAUGACCAUUAAGCUAUGGGAUUUCCAGGGCUUUGAGUGCAUCAGAACUAUGCAUGGUCAUGAUCAUAAUGUUUCUUCAGUAGCCAUCAUGCCCAAUGGAGAUCAUAUAGUUUCUGCUUCAAGGGAUAAAACUAUCAAAAUGUGGGAAGUCCAAACAGGUUACUGUGUGAAGACUUUCACGGGUCACAGAGAAUGGGUGCGCAUGGUGCGGCCUAACCAGGAUGGCACCUUAAUUGCCAGUUGUUCUAAUGACCAGACAGUGCGUGUUUGGGUGGUAGCGACAAAGGAAUGCAAAGCUGAGCUCCGAGAACAUGAGCACGUGGUAGAAUGCAUUUCCUGGGCUCCCGAGAGCUCGUACUCCACCAUAUCAGAAGCUACGGGAUCAGAGACUAAGAAGAGUGGCAAGCCUGGGCCUUUUCUGCUGUCUGGAUCCAGAGACAAGACCAUUAAGAUGUGGGACAUUAGCACUGGCAUGUGCCUUAUGACACUUGUGGGCCAUGAUAACUGGGUACGUGGCGUUCUGUUCCAUUCUGGGGGAAAAUUUAUUUUGAGCUGUGCUGAUGACAAGACUCUACGUGUCUGGGACUUCAAGAACAAACGAUGCAUGAAAACCCUCAAUGCGCACGAACACUUUGUUACCUCUUUGGAUUUCCACAAGACGGCACCGUAUGUGGUUACUGGAAGUGUAGAUCAAACAGUAAAAGUGUGGGAGUGCCGUUGAUUGAAUUCACAUUUGACCCCUUUUUCCUCUGGAUGCACUCAGAUACCAUGGUUACCCAUUGAGCUCUGUUUAAAUAAAUAUUGUCCUUUCAUGUAAAUUAUUCUGGAUGUAGAUUGAGCUUAUUAAAUGUUACACACAAAGUAUUCAUGCAUGGUGAAUCCAAAUUGUAUACUGUAAAUUUACAUACGUUGUCUAGAGUACCAUAGGUUUAAGAACAUGGGCUGGCAUUGGUCACAUCAGACCUAAGAAGGCAGAAGUUGGAUAAUUGAAAUAGGGCACUUAACUGAAUAGUUGACAGUGUCGUUCUAUGUCGGAUAAUUAUACCUGUUUUUCUUUCUGCUGUCUGUUGGUGCCUGAACUGGUGACCUCAUUUGGGAAAAGUUUUGUAGGGCUCUUUCAGAAAUGUGUAUCUAUGUAACAUCACUUAAGUGUGCUUAAUAAAUCUUCUCUAAGAAUACUA